Molecule: messenger RNA, 648 nt
Organism: Hibiscus syriacus
Lineage: Eukaryota; Viridiplantae; Streptophyta; Magnoliopsida; Malvales; Malvaceae
Exons: 4
Coding region: 55-477 (140 amino acids)
Source: RefSeq, a predicted model, not a curated record
CCAAACGCCAUGCGGUUUUAAGAGUUGGGGAUAGCGAAAAGCAGGAGAGGGAAAAUGGGAAAGCAGAAGCAGGAAGAAGAUGAAGACAACAGAAGAGAAGUAGCCAUUGCUUCAACCCUUUCUUUGCAACCCAAUUUCAAGCCUGUCGGAGUCACUCCUCAACAGCUUUCUAAGUUCCAAGAGCUUCACCGGAGGCGUUUACAAAUAAAAGCAAAAUCAAAGAUCCACAAGAAACUAAAAGGUCGAGCCGAAAGGUUUCGUGCUGAAUACAUGAAUUCCGCAGAUUCUCUGGAAUCAGAUUUAAAUACCAGAGUUGAAGAUGAAAGUGUUCUGGACCCAAAGAGCCACGGUGAAGAUGAUAAUCCCUUUUCACUUCAAGAAGACAAUGAAGUUGUGCAAAUUGCAACAAAAAAGCGGCAGAAACUGCAUUGGGGCCUUGAUACAAAGGAAAGAUGGGAAAGGAAAGCCAACAUGUAGACUUAUUCUGAAGAAAAGAAAACUCGGUUAGAUGUUGUUGCGGCUUUUGUGUCUUUUAUUGAGUAAAUCAGUAAACUUAAAUGAGUUAGCUUCGGAGGAAUCAAUUAUUGCAUCUUUGAGGCAUUUGCUAGUAGUAUAUUCGAGAAUUGUUAAUUGGCCGAAUGUAAAUAG